UAAGGUCCACCAUGACAUCAAAAUUCCACCUUGAAAUUGUCGGUUUAAUGAAGGAAUACCAAUUUCAAGUGGCUAAGAGCAUUGCCGAGGGACUGAAACAAAUGUUUUCCCCCUCCUUUUUGGACCCAACAAUCCGCCCAUUGUUCGAAUGUGAAUGGCAUGUUUACCUUACCAAUAAGAAAAAGGAGCUGAGGGGGGAGGUGUGGCAAUUUUCCAGCAACCAGAUGUGUUUCGUGAAUGGUUGUCUCCUUGGCAAUGAGAAGGACCUUACCAGCUGGGCUGAGAAGCAGUGGAAGUUCACUUUCCCCCGUCCACAGGCACUAUACUUGGCCCUUGCUAAUGACUACUAUUCUAAACACCUCCGCAGCACUGGGCACACCUUUGUUUACAUGGACAUUUUUAUCUCAGGUGAAUCGGUUGGCAGAUUACUGUUUGAGCUUUUCACAGAACUGUGUCCGAAGACAUGUAAAAACUUCCAGACUCUGUGCACUGGGGAGGCGGGAAAGUCACAGAGUGACCUUCUUCUGUCUUACAAAGGUUCUAUCUUCCAUCGUGUAGUGCUCAAUGGCUGGAUACAAGGGGGAGAUAUUGCUUCAGGCAAGGGCAAUGGAGGAGAGUCCAUCUAUGGUCCAACUUUUGGAGGAGAUGGUGAGAGCGCACCCCCAGCUGCUGUACAGAGCCUCAAGAGCAAGAGAUUUGUAGGUGUUAACAUCACAAUGGACCGGAAAUGAUCCCACCACACGACAUUGUGAUGGAGAAUGCACAACAGCGUUUCUUCACCUAAGGAAGCCUAAGAGAUGUCCUGAGGAUCUUCACAAACUGUCUGGAUUCAAACCCACAAUGCGGCAUCAGACUGCAGCUAAUGGUCCAGUGGCCAUCCUCGGACACUUACAUGUUUCUUUAGGGCCACAUCUUAGCAAAUUCAAAAAUAUGCAUGCAGAAAUGUAUGGAGAUAUAUUGUUUGUGUAAUCAAGGCUAUUGAUGGUCUAAACACUAACAUGUGCCUCUGGGAUCUCUGCUAGAUGAAAGCUUUGCAGUCUCCCACAGUAAGAGAGGCAUCCUAGGAAUGGCCAACCAGGGUCCUCAUAGCAACAGCUCACAAUUCUACAUC
Messenger RNA from Esox lucius (northern pike), 1111 nucleotides. RefSeq names its product peptidylprolyl isomerase (cyclophilin)-like 6 (gene ppil6). The transcript has 7 exons. Gene Ontology annotation, biological process: protein peptidyl-prolyl isomerization. The coding region runs from base 12 to 731 and encodes 239 amino acids. The record is from RefSeq and is a predicted model, not a curated record. Gene Ontology annotation, molecular function: peptidyl-prolyl cis-trans isomerase activity. NCBI's taxonomy places the organism in Eukaryota, Metazoa, Chordata, Actinopteri, Esociformes, Esocidae.